UCAGUUGUAGCGCCGACUCAGCUCGAAGUUGUGUAGUUUAAAGGCACAUCACUGUACAAAAUAGACGCACGUUUUUUCCGUAUUAAGUAACGUAGAGAGCAGUAAGAUUUUGCGUAGAGACAACGCGAGAAAAUUCAUACGAGGAUGCCACGCAUUCAGUCAGCAUACCGGGGGAAAUUCGUAUUCGUAUAUAUUUUACAAUUAUUUUCAUAUGCAACUUGCAAGGUGCAUGUACGACUGAUAGCACCCAACUACGUAACAUACAACAGCACAGCUACUCUGCAUUGCGAUCAUAAUGUCCCAGAUGCUGACUUGCAUAAAGUCGAGUUCAUGAAGGGUGACAAGAAGAUAUUACAAUACAUAAAGGAUAGGGAACCGCCGUUCAAGGACUGGGAAGUAGAGGGCGCAAGCAUGAAGCGCUUUGAAAAUGGCACGACAAUCAAAUUAGAGAAUGUCCGUUACGAGGCAUCCGGCUCGUAUAGCUGUGAAGUUUCGAUGUCGAUUCCUAUUUAUAGCCAGAUUUCGGAAAGCGUUCCAAUGGAAGUUAUAGUUCCACAGACUGAAAACCCAAAAAUCACGUUCAAGAAAAGCAUGUACGUGGUCGGUGAAAGUUUAGAGGCAAACUGCACCUCCUCGGCUGCGCAUCCAGUUCCUCACUUGACUUGGUACAUAAACGGCAAGGAGGUGGAUAUUAGUCUGGUAAACCACUAUCCUCACACGUAUCACGAACACCAACUAAUGUCAGCUACUGCAAAACUAACGAUAGAAGUAUCCGCGUUGCAUACAGGGGAAAAUGGAUAUUUGGAAAUCAGUUGCUAUUCAACUAUUCCUGAUUACCCAUUACGCCACGUGCAGUACGCUGAUGUUAGGAUGGAAUCGGUUUCAGUGCAAAUUAUACCCGCGCCGAUCGCCGAGUCCUCAGCACCAAAUGUCGCGCGGGGGUGGCCUCUAGCUACAUUACUGUGCAUACUCUGCGCGAUGCACAAGAUCAUUCCUUAAUAAAAGUCAAUUGCUAUAGGAUAAUUAAAACAAGAGAAAAAGAAAGAAAUUAAACAAAGAAGAAGAAAAAAACACAGGAAAAAGUAAAAAAAAGAUGUGUAAUAUACGUAAACGGAGAGUAAACACAAGUGGAGAAAAAAGGGAGAAUUUGUGGGAGGGAGGGGGGAAUAUAUAUUAUAUACAUAUACAUAUAAUAUAUAUAUAUAUAUAUAUUAAAGAACGAACAAUCACAAUGUCUUCCUUGAUUAUACCGAAAUACACGGGGGCAGCGAUUUUAUUGUCUUGCAGAAAUUUUAUAAACUCAUAUAGACGCGGCUUCUUCGUGCAACUAUUUUCGAUUGUCGCUUGUAUCAAUCGUUAUCUAUUUCGCGAAAAUAUUGUCGAAUUCCAAGGAAGAAUUCCGUUCGUUUUUCUGGUCUGUUUCGACUCGCAAGAGUUAGAAAUGAGACCAUUGAAACGGCAAUAGGGGGAAAGAAAACGAGAUAACACUUAGUGAAUAGCAAUUCGCCGGUUAACAGUGAUUUUUUCUAAAAAGAAAAAGAUGAAAAAAAAGAGAUAGGUAUAUACGCACGGGCGCAUUUUCCUUCUUCUCUUUCUGCUUUUUCGUCCUUUUUCUUCUUCUUUUUCUCCUUCUCGUCCUUCUUUUCCUUCUUAUUCUUCUUCUUCUUCUUCUCCUCCUCUUCUUCCCUCCUUCUCUUUUUCUUCUUUGUUUUGUUUUUCUUUUUUUCUUCUUCUCGUAACGUCGACCACGCAACAUCGAUCCGUUUACCAUCGUUCGAAAUCUCUCUGCGCGUAUCAGUGUCCUCGAUUUCAGAUUUUUUAACUACGUUGAUACGAUAUCGAAUUAAAUCGAUUUCGUACUGAACCAUCGAGAAGAAUUUAUCAGAUCCGCGAGAAAAUAGGUAUAUACGGAUGUACUUAUUGUUUUAUCGAUAACUUAAAGAGAGUUAUCCAUCGCUAUUCGGUGAUUAUUGCGACGGGACGCGAUGGACAAAUCCGUUCAUUCGAUUGGUCUAUUAUAACGAUCGAACACGGUGUAAUGAAUGUCAAUUCGUAAAUCGAAUUUCUUGUUCGAAAUUAAGGAAUGUAAUCGUAUAGUUAUCGUUUCAAACAAAUGUUGAAGCAUUUAUCGUAUAUAGUUUAAUACUUCUAAUUUUAACAUCUGUUAUUUAAAUAUAUGAAUUUUUCUUUUAUUAAAUUGAUGUUUCGAUUUCCGAAAUACUGAAAACGAUUUAAUACGACAAACAAAAGAAUUGAAUAUCUUUAGUGUGUCACUAUUAUUACCAUUAAACACAUUAUUUUCUUGUCAUUGCUUUUUUGUCGACAUGCAUAACCAAAGAUGAACAUUGUGAUCGAUUAUUUAACGUUUCUACAUUCCUAGUUGUAGUAUUAUGUAUGUACUCGUCAUAAAGCUAAUUUAUGUACUAAUAAUAAGUAAGAAGGCAGAAUUACCUAUAUAUUUCAUAUACAUAUCGUAUAUAUGUAUGUAUAAAAAAAUAUUAUAAGUUAAAUAGGUAUGGUACAUACGAGCUUUGUAUGUGUGCAUGUGAAUAUUUUGUUUUUAAAUAUCUUACAUAUUUAUAUAUAAAACAAAAAUUAUAUACGUAUGUACUUACGUAUGUUUGCUAACAGACGCUAAAUAUGUAUACCGGUAUGAAAACUGGCAUCCUAUUUACAAAUCAGAAAUUAAGACUGUUGUACCUUGUUAUCAGUAUAAUGAUAUAAUUGGUCGUAUUUGACUAUGAUAUUCGUUAAUUCCGCUAUUAACGUUUUCUUCAUUUAAUCGCUUGUUCCUCGCUCUUUUUGAUGAAACUCGCGAAUAAAAAUCAUUAAUGUAAAGCUAGUUACAUACGUUUAGUUAUACCGUGCAAUAAAACUACAAUAUACAUUAUACCUCUAUGUAUAGUACAUUAUACAGUAAUAAUAUACAUUAUAAGAACCAUUAUAUGUGUAUGACAUACAUUCUAUUACUAUGUAAUAUUAUUAGUAUAAAUUUUACAUACAUUUGUUUUACUGAAAAAGUUUAGUACAGGCCAAAGCCGUACACUUUGUCGAUCUACAUAUAAUGUAUAGAUACAUAUGUACAUAGAGUACAAUUAUAUUUUCAAUUUUAAUACAACUUCUAUAAAAGAUGAAUAUUAUGAAUAUUUAAUCAAAUUGGUAUUUUCUCCCUUUUUUCUUUCUUUUUUUAUUUUAAAUAGAGACGUAUCGUUAGAUAUACGAGAUCAUGAUCCGUUAUUAUUGAAACUUUUUAUUUGUUAUUUAAAAUAACUAAAAUCUUAGACAAUCUUUUAUAUAGAAUAAAUAAAUAAUAGUAAUAAUUAGUAAAUUAUUUAUUUUAUUAAAACGGCUAAAUGCAAACGAGCUAAAUUAAUUAUAUCAUCAUAGUUGCCUAAUCAUGUCGAAGCAAAAGAAUGCGAAUUUCUGAUACUUAUUUUAAUCUCACUUUGUCGGACUUCCCGCAUAGUUAUAUUGCACGUUAUAAUUAACCGUGUAUAGAUAACUUGAUAAAAUACGUGCACACGUAGGAUGGUCCCUUAAGAACAAAACUUGUUCGUUGCGCGACGCGUCCCAUUGCGCUAAUCCCAUAGCAGGUCCUAUUUUUAACGAAAGAGGGGAAAGCACGAAAGAAAGAAAGGAAACGUUUUAUUUUAUCACAGGGGAAGGUUUAGCUAUUUUGUCAGCACGACAAAUAGUCUAUAAAUGGCCAUCCUGAACAAGAACAGAAAAACAACAUGUGUAAUUAUAGAAUUUCCUUGCCUACGCACCGUGUUCUGCACAUCGUGUCGAUCAAUAAAGUUGUGUAUACGACGGCUUUCCGGGACAUGCCACGUGUGCACGAUUCUAAAACGCUUCUGUUCCCCUUUUUCUUCUCUUCUUUUUUUCAGUUUAACGCGUUCUGUGGAAAAGAAGAACGAGAAGAGGGAGUGAAAGUGACAGAUGAUAGAUACAGAUAAAGCGAGAGAAAAAAAAGAAAGAGCGAUCAAGUGCUGUGAGUGGGGGGGAGGGGACUGUUAUAUUCAUAAUGGUAAGAGUUCUUUAGCAAGUGAUAGGUACUUUCCACGUAUCGGGCAACAUAUCGUAGCGUUAUAAUUAUACAUAAAGAGUUAAUCUUUUCGAGCCUCACGGCUACUUGAUUGUCCCUGAUCUCAAGAGGCGCGCGAAUAGCUGCUAGCUACGGCACCCUGCCGAUACAAUGUAAUGGAGACGCUGACGAACGCGAAACAGCUCUGCCCAUUAUACAGACUGAUUGUGAGUCAACCGAAAAAGAAUUUAACAUGAAUAAUGACGACUAUUUUCAGAGUUGGUUGGACAAUGCUUACGACAUGAUUUAAACGUAAAAUAUAUAUAUGUAAAGAUUUGAAUAGUCCCUGCUUUAAAUUUAUAGAUUUUUAGCAGAGUAAAACGUUUACAUCUAUGAUAAUGAGAUCUAAAUUUAUAUUAAUAAUUUAUAAAAUUAUGCGUCUAUUUGCAGGGCAUUUAAAAUGUUAUAUCGAAUUAAAGAGGCUUAAAUAUUACUUGCAAUAUAAAAUGCCUCACCUAUUAAAAAAGUAACACGAAAGAUUCGAAACAGAUCAAGAUUAGUUAGUUACGAUUUGUACGAACGAAUAUGUGUACAACAAAACAUAAUAUACACUAUGUAAAUAUUGAUUGUAAGUAUUCGGAAACUCUGGUUAAUUUAUAGUAAAACUUUUUGAAUUUGACCAAAAUAUACAAAUUGACGAUAAAUCAGUAAAUAAUUUCAAUAAAUAACAGAUAUAGCAAUAAUAUAAUAUGUGUGUAUAUAUAUAUAUAUAUAUAUAUAUAUAUAUAUAUAUAUAUAUAUACAAUAUUUAUUAUUUAAAUAUCAUUAUUUGGAUUAAUCUCGAAAAUUUUUCUAUUCGAAAAAUCUGGAAGAACUUUCUUGAUCUAACUUAUAAUUCACAGAAAUCCAAGAAUCUAAAGAUAAAAAGCUUGCCAAGUAACGAGUAAUUUUACAACUACGCAAGUUAAUUUUAUCAUUACGCGCUAUACGUUAAAAAUUAAUUUAAUCACACGUCACAAUUUUAUUAUACGUAAAUAUGAUGAUUACGGAGAAUGUGUAAAAUUGUAGUACAAUUUAUGCGUAAUUUCGUAAUGAAAAUAUGUUUUGUUAAACCUAACAAGUGUCUACAUAUUUUUAAGCCAUAGUGUGUAUUGAAAAUAAUAAUGGUACAUAUUUUUAGAAUGAUUCAGUAAUAUAAUUCAAAUGAUGCUUUUAUGUCAUUAACUUAUUAGUUACAUUUUGUACAAAAUUGAUUAAACUCAAGAUAUUAAUUAUUUACUUCGUACUUGUAUAGACGUAAGUGCUUAUUAUUCGUUUUUAUAUUACUUAGGAAUGUGAACGAGUUAAUAUUCAUAACAAACAAUUCACACGAAUCGUAUUUCUUCGAGUGUUCUAUAGUCAAAAUAUAUAGCAUUAUAUGUUAAAACAAAACUUUGCUUUUAAUCUGGAUAUAGUUAUAACAUCAGGUUUGAUCAUCUGACAAAGAAGAUUUCUAUCGAUAUUACGAUAUUAUAUUAGUCCCUAAACGAUUGUUUUGAAAAUUCGUAACUUUUUUUGUCAGUAAAUUUAUUCUAUUAUAUAUUUUAUAUAUUUGGCAACAAUCGUUUAUCGUGCACUUUUAUAAAAAGCUACUUAAUAAAGAUUAUUUACAAAUUGGACAUUAAAUAAGGUUAACGAUUAAGGGAAAAAUCUGGCAUUGGUCAAUAAAACGUGUCAUUUAAAAAAAAAGAAACAUUUUCCCAGGGUAUAUAUAGGCAUAUGUAAGUAGUACCCCGAAAUUCUUCGAUUUUGUCAUGAAUUUUCCGAACAACCCGAUAGAAUAGAACGUGCCCGUGGAUGUGUAACUAAAGAUUUUGUAUUGUGCACUUCAGCCUUUCAGAAACUAAAUUAAUCAUACUUUUUAUUAACUUCUCAAUUUAUCACUCUGAAAGCCGCAAAAUGGAAGACAAAAGGCGAUUGACGAUGAGUAGCGAAAAAAAACGAAGAAACCGGCAAAUUCAGGCCGAUAGAAUAUCGUUGACAAACGAUGAAAAUGUUGUUGCUAUUCACAUUGAUGUCUUCUUUCCAAGCGCUGAUUGUAAUCAUGAACGAGAUUCCAUCGAGCGAUGAUAAAGCGUUGAUCAGUCCGGCGAGAAAAGUAGCCGUGAGGAUAGUCGGCGGAGAAAUCACGAACAUAAGAAAUUACCCGUUUCUCGUAGGUGAAAUGCGCCCGUGAAGAUUCCUAAAUAUUAUUUAAAACUGCGGAUACGCGAGUCAUGCUCUAAUCGUCUCCAAAAUACAAAAAUAGGAAAGAUACAGGUAGAAAAUGGCGCCAACAAAAUAUCUAUUUACGAAAUCUUUUCAUGUCUCGAUGACAUGGUAAGAAUUAUUAUUCCUCGCGAUUUUACUAAAAUUCGUAGAGAAUAGUAGAAAAUAUGUACGUAUUUAAACUGUUUCCUAUUAACGGAAUUGAUCAAGGUAAAAGUAGGAGGGAAGAAUUUGAAAAAGGGGGUUAAAUAAUAAUUUAGGAGCGUAUAGUGUCUAUAUAAAAGUAAGAAAGUCAGUAUGAAAGUAAGAAGUAAUUUACCGAUAUAGGUACAAAUUAAUCUUGGAACAAUCUCAUCCGUGAAAAUUGACAAGAAGAAUACUUAAUCAGAGUUACAAUUCUUAUAAACAAGAAGAAAGUGUUUUAUUGACUUACAUAUGUGCAUAAAUAGGUGCCCCUAACCAAAUUCACCCUGGAAACGAGGACAAAAUUCGAUAUAAAUUCAUAAUUUCCAGAACGGUCACAAUUCUAUUCUAAAAUAUACAUAAUCUUCGUCCAAGUUGAAGAUAUACUUGUAGAGGAAUACUUCUUAUAUUAAAUAGAAAACUAGGAUAAGAUCUGCCUUGAAACAAACACUGAUGAGACAAGUCGAUAAAGAAUAUUUCAAAAUGUUCAGAGUUUAAAGUUUCUUCCUACGAAUUAAAUGUACCAAUUCUCGUCGAAACAAUCUUCAUCUAUAACCGGAUCUAAUAUCUCUUUCAAGAUUAAUUUGCAAACCUAUGUGCAAUUAUAUUGAUAAUAUAAUUAGACCGUAGAUACUUAUGCAAAUGCAUAUUUUUAUGAAUAUAAUUAAAGAGGUAGAAUCUAUGUGCAGAGUUGUUUUAUUUACUAAAUAUUAUAAUUUUAUAUAUAUUUACGCGUCAUGUGCAUUCUACGUAUUUUUGUAUCUUCACAUUUCCUAUGAAUGCAUAAAAGUUUGCAAUUUAUUAAUAAUAGUGUUCUUCUCACUUUAAUAGAUAGUAUACGCACCUAAAUUUUCAUUCGUCUCUGUAGCAAACAGUUCUUCGAUUAGUUCUGAAAGUCUUAGGUUGUUCGAAAGUUGAUAGCGAGAUGCAUAAAAAAAGUAAUCAAAAAAGUAAUUAGCAUUUUGUCGAAUGUUUAUUUACUAUUCUUUUUUAUAUGACAUUUUACUAUCUACCGAGUGGCCUCGAUUAUUUUUCAAGAAGGCUUUUCGUCUCUUUUUGAUAAUGAAUUCUUUCAAGUUACGACGUAUUAAAAAUGUUUGUGGAAGCUAAAAUAAAUGACGUUCAGGAGUCCUUAAUUCCUCCGAAUUAGCUUAUUUUCUAACUGAGGUUCGAUAUACUACUAUACCUGUUUACUAUAACCUGUUCUUGUUAAAAAACGGUUUCUAAUUGAUUAUAUUUUCUAAAUGUUUCUCUUUAACUACUACAUUUAAUGUUCGGUUAGGAGCAGUAUUUCUUUGAAUUUUCUAUUAUAUUAUAUAAAUUGUUCGUGAAGUUGACAGCAAAAUUUCAAAAAAGUUUCAUAACAAUCUGUUCUUAUAGGAUUAUUAUGGAAAGUUAUUUUAUUAGGUUGCAUGUAUAUCCAUCGUUUUAUUUUCCGUUUGUGCUAAAUUUAGUUGCUCCAGGUAAUAUUUUUAGGUUUAUAGAGAAUUCAAUUUCUUGGAAAUCAAGCAAUUUUCUAAAGCCUAGAAUAUACGAUAAGCGAAUGGUGCUAUACUUGGUGAAUAUAUGUUUUCAACUAAUGUCUAAUAUAUUUUGCUUCUUCUUGAUCGAUAUAUCGAUGAAUGCAGGAUUUUUCUCUUCGAUAAAGAAUUUUAUCGAAUAUAUACAUGCUAUAUAACAGAGUAUACUAAUACUCUAUUUAUUGGAAGGCUGAGAAUUAUAUUGGUGUAAGUCAAUCCAUUAUCAUGUUCCACAACAUAGUGUUCUACAUUUAUUGUUCUAAUAUUUAUUUCAUUUUUUAAAUGAUAAAAGUGUAUUCAGGCAAAGAAUAAAGACAUAGCUUCGUUAACUGCGGAACUAACGGGACAGUAUUUGUAAGAGCUGAAAUGCGUGAUUAAAUCGAAUUUCCUAAAAUCUUGACUUACAUCGUGUUAUGAUAUUGCGAACAUUUCGAACAACCUAAUAAAAGAAUUGUGGAUGUUUAAUAUUUAUGCAAGUUCAUAUUUUUACGAAUAUAAUUAAAAAAGUGGGACAUGAUUAAGAAAUUGUUUUACCUGUUAAAUAUUGUAGAAAAUAUUUUAUGCUUUGGAUAUUUUAUAUAUUUUUGCAUAUUAUGUGCAUUUAGUGCAUUUUGCAUCUUCAAAUUUCUUAUAAAUGCAUAAAUGUACGUUAGGAUAAGAAAUUUCUUCGGAGACGAUUAGAGCGUACGUUGUAAGUAUCUGGGUUCUAUCGGUAAGAAGUAAAGGUUCGCUGAUGACGAAACCGAAUUUUCAAUGUCAAUUUCUCAUAGGUCUCGGUCCAACGGCGACACUUUAGUCAUGUCUGCGGAGGUACUUACAUAGCACCGAGAUUCGUUUUGUCCGCCGCGCAUUGCAUGGUCAGGUGCGUUCUAAUUGUAAGACUGCGACACGUACAUAUGUAGGUAUGUAUACAGUCUAUGACUCUUAUCCGUAAAAUGGUAGCAAAGUAUCGCCAGUACUGGAUAUCUUAACCGACAGAUUAAUAAAAAUAUUCUAUUAGUGAAAUGUUGCAAUGUUUUUACCGAUUCAACGAAUUCUCAUUGGUGCUUUGAAAAGUGAGUACAUGAUAAAUGAAUACGCGCUAUACAUAUACCGCUCAUACACCGAGAAUAUUUAUAAGUUUCUGAGGAUAAUUAGAAACUAAUUUUCAGUCAUUUAAUCGAUCGUAGAAAGAAUACAGGGAAAAUUGCUGAUAGUCAAAGCUAAGGACUUUUUUUAAUUGUACUUCUUGAGCUAAUAAUGAAAAAGAAAUGAAUUGGGAAGUUUGUAUAUUGAAUUGUAACAUAUGAAAUGUCUUUUUGUCUAACUUUACCCUACGCUAAGAUAUUUAAAAGUAUUUCAUUAAUGAAACCAAAAGAAUUUCUCGUUAACGAAUUACAAUUAUAUACAUAUCUAUAAUAUUAUAUUAUUUAAAGAGUUUAGAUUUAUUUUGUAUUUCUUUACAAUUUAUUAGUGAGCAUCCAUAAUAACUUGUACGCUAUUAGUGCUCUCUUUAAUUAAAAUAUUCUAUCUAGAAUGUUCUUCAGCUUUCAAGUAUAUUUAAAUAAUUCAAGCCUCUAUGUUUCUUCCUUUUAACAUUAUCAAAUAACAUAUCAAUAACAAUAUCAAUAACAUUAUCAAAAACGCUUGUAUAUUUUUAAGUGUAAAUAUAUAUGUACAUAAUUGUAAAAAAUAAAAAAUCUGAUAUAUUCAUAUUUUUCUGGUGUAUAGUUAUACUAUUUAGGUGUAUCCACAAGCUGGUGUGAAAUAAUUAUUUAAAUAUUUGGAACUGAAUGAAGAAAGCAAAGAAAAUGAUAAAACUUCCGUUUUGCCGGAUGUUUCGUAGUAGUAGAUUUUAACUAAUGGAAAUAGAUUAUUUGUUAUUAUUUAUAUUGUUACGAUAUAUACAUUUAUAUUUUAAAUAACAUUAAUAUGUUAUUAUAUUGUUAUUAUAUAUACUAUAUUAUAUAUAUAUUGUUAUUAUUUAUAUGACGAAAAAAAUUACUACAGAAAACUUUAUCUUCAAAAUCAUUUUAACAAGGGAUACUAUAAAAUAUAUGUUCUACCAUUGUAAUAAAUGGCAAGGACAGUAAUUAAUGAUAAUCGCCUUUAAAUCUAUAAAUUACUCUUUAUAUCGAGAAACACUAUAAAAAAUAGACUUUAUUCGCAAAAUAUAAAUUAUACAUCUACGGCAUGCGUAUAUUACAAUCCAAUAUACUCAAACCAACGUAAGCAGUAUUUCCAAUCUUAUAUAUCCAGUAAUUAAUUUAAGUAACGCUAUCUUGCUUUUUAACAUAUAAAAUCGACUUCUACGUAUUAUGAUCUUCGUAUUAAUGAAAUUCCGUUUAUGAAAAUACGCUCGAUUAUAAAACACCUAGUUUUUUUCAUAUUCUUUGAUCACGCAAUGCGUAUAAAUUGUGCAUCUUGUAUAUGUACAAUGUACUUGUAUAGAUACGUAAAGGUAAAGUUGGCCUGCUGAAAGCCAUAGAAACGAGAACGUGGAAUCGAUUUCCUUUCAGAGCUCGACGUACCGACGAUUUUGUAAAGAUUAGUUAUAACAGUUUAUCGACACCAAAGGCAUGAUAAAUGCUGUCAAUAGUUAUUUUUUUAUUAAAAGCGUACAUAGAUGAGACAUUGGUGGAAGAAAAGGAUUUAUUAUAAUAUCUCACGCGUAUCUUUAUGCUACCAUUUUACGGUAAUAGAGCAUUCUUCGCUCGUAGCGCUUUCAUUGCUAUCAUAGAUACGUAUGCUGCUUUUAAGAUCUCCAAAUGUAACAGAUACGAUACGUUAAUUUUAAGGAUAUCAGAGAUCCUCUAUAGCUCGUUUAAAAUUAACUGAUUCAAGGCUAUUUAUAACUUGUCCGUGUCUUUUAUAUCUAAUCAAGUAUCAGAUGAAGAGAACGAGUUAAAAAUCUAUAGAAAAUCUAUGGAAAAUCAAUGAACGAAAGAUUUUAUCGUUUUAUUUUUAUCAUUAUAUAUAGUUUGGAUGGAUUAUUAUGGAUAAUUGAAGGAUUUGAAGCAAUAAGGGGACAGCUUCAAUAUUGAAAUACUUAGUGGAAGAGAAAGGCCUAUUCUACCUAUUCUGUAGGUUUGGUACUGAAAAAUUAAGAAGUUCAUUAUCGGGAAUAAUAGAAUAUGAAUUUUUAACGCUUUUAUAUCGCAUUAUCAAUAUUCUUUUGUUCGAUUUUAGAAUUAAGCAUGUACUUUUUUCAUUCUUAUAAUUAUUUCAAAAUUAUUGAUUGUUAUAUGCAAUAUAAUAUUAGGUACAUAUUUGGUUCUUUACAAAAUUUCAUAAUCUACGGUUUAUUUCUCGAAAGCUUGAGAGCUUGUUCCCUUCCUAGUAUCGGUUGUAGUAUCUAGCUAUAGGCGACCAGAGUAGUUGAAGGUAGAUUUCAGUUACGUUACUUAAUUUUAGGCUGUUUAAUUAUGAAUUUCGAUUAUUACUUUGUGGUCUUUCGUUUACUUUUUUACUUUUGCAAUUUAAUGCAGUUUCUGCUUACUAGUAUUAAUCAUUAUUUACUAAUUUUUGAAGACCACCAACGUUCUUUGUUUUACUGCAUAUAAGUCAGCAAUCCCGUUAAAGUUAAUCCGUUGAAGUCUAACGUUGCAUAUAUAUACAAUAUACAUAUAUUCGUAUUAUAGAUAUGUUUGGAAAGAAAUGGAAUACAUAAUUAAAUCAAAAGACGAAUCAUAGUAUAUAAAUGAUAACGUCUAUGACGGGACAAAUAGCAUUGAUCAGCCAAUUGAACUAGCUGUAGCAAAGUCAAUUUUACCAUUAGAUCGCUGUUUUGUUAACCUUUGCGACUGCGUUGCGAACCGCUGCGAUUGUUAACCUUUAGAUCGCUAAAUGUACAAUCUAAUCUAGGUAGAAUGUCUAUGUUUUGAAUGAGUCUAUAGUAGAAGCAUUGCUGAAAAUCCAAUUUGAACAGAAAAUCGAUAAAAUUGCACAUACGAAUCAAAUAAUUAAUUAUUCGACCAUCAAACUGUUAACUGAGUUAGAUUACCUUCGAUUAAGAAAUAUUUCUUUUUCAUUGAAAAGCCAAUUUACAAUUUAAUAAGUACUUGUACAAAAAUUCAAUACAAUCAGUUCCUGAUGAAAAUACACGUAUGUAUUGUAGCUAAUAAGAAACAGGAGCACUUUAAAAUACUUAUCGAUUCAGCAGUGAAAUAAAAAAUUCGUAAGUUAUGAAUUAAUAUUAACACUUAAAGGCUAUCAUGUGAAUAUCACUUAAUAUUAUUGUCCUGUAAUAAUUGUUCACUUCCACACUGUAAACGACUUUUCUACUUUUCGUCUAAUAUCAAAUAAUAAUGAAAUAUUUAAUUACAUUCGUUUGACUUUAUUGAUUUGUAAAAUGAAAAGUAUGUACAUACAUACAUAUAUAUAGUAUAUUCGAUGACAGCUUUUAAGGGUUAAAUUGCAAAUAAUUCAACUAACGAAUUGAUAAUUAAUAACCAAAAAUCUCAAGUUCCACACAAAAUUUACUUUUUCAUGGUACUAUUUUACACCGAUCAGCAUACGUAGUAGUGUAUACCAACGACAGUAGCGACCAUAGCAGUGAAAGGGUUAGCGGCGUUAUAUAGAUCUUAUUAACGUUUAACAACCCAAAUUUAGAACAAAAAAAAAAAGACAAAAAUCGCAAAAACAAGAAAGAAAAGAGACGGAAACUGACAAUGUAAGUGCACUAAUCAUUCGUCACUAUCUUUGUAAUCGACUCAUCAAUUUUCCAUCAAAUUUCGAAAAGUGUUUAUUAUCUUUCCGUGUGAAGUCAGCUUUCUCUCCACUUUGGAAACAAGGAAUCAGUGGCCGCCCGUGAUGAUCUUUCAAAAUUACUUGAUCUAUUGUUAUUGUUCUACGCGAAAGUUCUUAUGUGUGCGUUAGGAAGAAAAGAAAAGAAAAGAUGUAAUGCAAUGAAAAGAGCGAACCAUGUAAGAAUAUGAUGUGCAACUUAGAACUGAUUCGAUUAAAUCAUUCGUAUAGACCGACGUUCGACGGCAAUUGGAUAGCUGAAAGUCCACGUCGAUUCUACGCGAUCGCCGGAGCCACUUAUGUGUACUUUCCAAGCUGGAGUUCCAUACAGAUGGAAUUGAUAGACAGAAUAUUACCGCACACGAACUUUAGAUUCUCGAACAUGCAUCACGAUAUUGGAUUGUUCAGGGUGAUUAUUAUGUGUAUAUAUAAACUCUGUGUGAAAAAAAUAAAAUAAAUGAAAGAAAUGAAAAAAAAGAGAGAAAAAGAA
Messenger RNA from Bombus huntii, 13189 nucleotides. RefSeq lists its product as uncharacterized. Lineage: Eukaryota; Metazoa; Arthropoda; Insecta; Hymenoptera; Apidae. The coding region runs from base 145 to 999 and encodes 284 amino acids. The record is from RefSeq and is a predicted model, not a curated record. The transcript has 6 exons.